UUGAGUUGAAUGAAUCAAAAUCUCGUCAAAAUGUAGUUUUUGGAAUUUUCUCCUUGAGUGAAAAUGGAGCACUCACCUAUUACGGAAAAGGAGCGCUUUGAGUUGGAAUUGGAAUUGUUAGAGUCCUUUGCGAAUCCUAUGUAUAUACAUUAUUUGGCACAAAGUGGUCUACUGGACGAUCCAGCUUUCCAACGUUAUCUGCACUAUCUUCAAUAUUGGCAAAGAAAGCCUUAUGUAUAUUAUGUAGAAUUUCCUCACGCUCUGGCUUUUUUAAAACUUUUACAAGUAGAGUCUUUUCGUCAAGCCAUGAAAAGACAAGAAUUUGCACUGAUGGUGUAUCAACAACAGGUGUGUAGUGAAAUAACAUGUAACGGAAAAUAGCCAACUAUCAUUCUGUUUCUUCUUUUAGGGUCUUCAGUGGCAAUACUAUACAGAAUAAAAGUUCACGAUAAAAG
Messenger RNA from Galdieria sulphuraria, 455 nucleotides. Its product is annotated as SOH1-like protein (ISS) isoform 2. Lineage: Eukaryota; Rhodophyta; Bangiophyceae; Galdieriales; Galdieriaceae. Gene Ontology annotation, biological process: regulation of transcription by RNA polymerase II. Gene Ontology annotation, molecular function: transcription coregulator activity. The transcript has 4 exons. The record is from RefSeq and is a predicted model, not a curated record. Bases 64 to 381 code for a protein of 105 amino acids. Gene Ontology annotation, cellular component: core mediator complex; mediator complex.